This is a messenger RNA of Closterium sp. NIES-65, 3762 nucleotides long. The record is from the annotation of a GenBank genome assembly. NCBI's taxonomy places the organism in Eukaryota, Viridiplantae, Streptophyta, Zygnematophyceae, Desmidiales, Closteriaceae.
AUGCGCUUUCUCCCGUGUUCUCGAUGCAAUCUCUCCCGUGCUCUCCACCCGUUUUCUCCCGUGCGCGCAAUCCGCGCUCUCCCUUGCUCUCGAUCCGCUCUCUCACGUGCUAGCAAUCCUCUCUCCCGUGCUCUCGGAUUUAUCCCUCCCGUGCUCGCAAUCGAAGACGGUCCAGCAGUGAGCCGGUUGCCUUUCAAGCUGCACCGCGCUGCUCGCUCUCGCCGCGCCGCGUAUUCGCCGUUCGCCAUUUGUGCAACCACUGUUCGCUCCCUUACGCUCCCUCCCAUGCUCUCAGUCCGAUAUCUCCCGUGCCUGCAAUCCGCUCUUUCCCCCUCCCUGCAAUACAACAGCGAAGACGGUCCAGCAGUGAGCAGGUUGCCUUUCAAGCUGCACCCCGCUGCUCGCUCUCGCCGCGCCGCGGAUUCGCCGUUCGCCAUUUGUGCAACCACUGUUCGCUCCCUUACGCUCCCUCCCAUGCUCUCAGUCCGAUAUCUCCCGUGCCUGCAAUCCGCUCUUUCCCCCUCCCUGCAAUACAACAGCGAAGACGGUCCAGCAGUGAGCAGGUUGCCUUUCAAGCUGCACCCCGCUGCUCGCUCUCGCCGCGCCGCGGAUUCGCCGUUCGCCAUUUGUGCAACCACUGUUCGCUCCCUUACGCUCCCUCCCAUGCUCUCAGUCCGAUAUCUCCCGUGCCUGCAAUCCGCUCUUUCCCCCUCCCUGCAAUACCUGUGUAUCAUCUCCAAUCUGUUGUGUGUCACCUCCUCACGUUUUCCGUCCUCUCCCCUGCUCUACCCCUUCCUCUCCUUAUCUGGCCCUUACUCUCCUUCUCUGCCCCCUCCUCUCUUUCUCUACCCCAUCCUCUCCUUCGCUGCCCCUUCCUCUCAUUCUCUCCCCCUUCUGCUCCUCCUGAUCCUUCCUCUCCUUCUCUGUCCCUUCCCCUACUUAUACCGCUUCUAUGCCCCAUCCACUCUCCUCUGUCCCGUCAUCUACUUCUCCUACCCUUCUUCUGCUCCUCUGUCCUUUUCUCUCCUUCCCUACCCCUUCCUCUCAUUCGCUGCCCCUUCCACUCCUACUCUGCCCCCUACACUCCUUCUCCUCCCCCUCCUCUUCUCCUCUGUCCCCCCCGCCCAUACUCGUACACUUAUUUCCUUUACUCGUCCUCUUGGUUCCUAUUAUGUUUUUCAACGCACCCAUCAUGCAGUGGCGCUAAUGGUUACCUGUCAAAUAUGCGGAAGGGAAUGCAAGACACGGCAAGCACUGCUGGGUCACAUGACCAACCCGGUUUGCGAGGCAACUGCCGCAGCUCGCAGUGCCAUACGACGGUCCCCCGAAGCGCGUGGGUCCAAGCGUGCACGCCCUACAUCCGUUCCAUCAUUGUCUUUGGGUGGUGGUGCUAGCGAUGGCACCGGCAUGCAUGGUAGCGGACAAGAAGGCCCAUCUGGGGGUUUAGGCCCUAUGGACAACCAUGAAGAGCCUGACGGAGCAGCUGUGGGAAGCAUGGUCCCACCCGGAUUUGAUACUGAUGGGGCUAGUGAUAGUAGCAGUCACAGCAGUGAAAAUGAUAGCUUACCAUGUGAUGAUGAUAACUUUGGGAUAGUGGCUGAGGAGGGGAGGCAAGAGGACGACGUUCACAGUUCAUUUGAAGCUCCUCGUAGGAACACUCUAGACGCUUGGGCACAUUUUUUGCUUACCUGCCGGUUGUCCAAUAGCCAGAUCAAUGCCCUAUUUGAUCUCAUGCAUGACGAGGACUUGGACAUCCGCGACGUCCUCCGAUGGAAGAAUGUGAAGGAUGUACAUGCCUAUGCAGAGUCCAAAAGACCGGAUUCGCACCGUGGGUGGCAACGGCGGUUGGUUCGGUCCCAAGACAAGGCAUGGCUGGAGUAUUGGGCGUGCGAUGGAUUAAUAGCUCUCCAAGAUCUACUAGCCCACCCCCAAUUAGCCUCUCGGAUGUGCAUGUUUAGUUCACCGCAAUAUGAUGGCGAGAAGCGGGUGUACUCCACGCCGGAGACCGGGAAGUGGUGGGAAAAGUUGCAGGCGGAGGUUCGUAAGGUGGACCCGGAGGGCGUGGUGGCUGCUUUGAUACUUGCGAGUGACGAAACACACAUGGACCAUCGUGGCAAGGCCAAGGGCCAUCCGGUGUACCUAACACUUGGAAACAUCGACAAGGAUGAUCGAUGGAAACCGUCUGGACACGUCCUCCUUGCACUUCUCCCUGAGUACCCGCCAGAGUACUCGUCUCUUGACAGAACGGAUGUCUUCCAUUACGUCAUGAACGAUGUAAUGGCGGGCCUCAAGAGAGCAUCGCACACGGGGGUUAAGAUGAAGAAUGCAAAGGGCGAGACUAUCCAUGUGUGGCCGUCAGUGUACGCCCACAUCACGGAUUACCCGGAGUCUUGCAAGGUUACAUGCACGAAAUCUCUCGGCACCACAUAUCCGUGCUCCUUGUGCAAGGUACAUAAGGACGAGCUCAAGCGGUUUGAGUUCCGGAUUAGGCCUAGAACUCCCUCCGAGCAAAACCGUGUCGUGCAAGGGAUGAAGCGUGGCACCAUUGACCCCGAAACUAACGAGGCUCUCUCCACACACCCCGUUAAGAGUUACCUAUGGGGUUGGAGCAUUCUCUGCCCUAUCACCCCGUCUCUGCCCCCACACCAUGGUCUCUGCCCCGUCAUCACGUCUCUGCCCCAUCCCUACCUUCCAUGCCCCAUCGUCCCUUCUAUGGCCCUCGUGUAUUUUUCUGCCCCACACUCGCAUUCUCUGGCCAUCCAUCCCAUUCCCCGCCCCAUCACCCAUUCUCUGCACCUAAACCAUGGUCUCUGCCCCAUCGUCAUGUCUCUGCCCCACGACUACCUUCCAUGCCCCAUCGUCCCUUCUCUGUCCUCUCCCACAUCAUCGCAUUCUCUGGCCAUCCAUCCCAUUCCCCGCCCCAUCACCUAUUCUCUGCCCCCACACCAUGGUCUCUGCCCCGUCAUCACGUCUCUGCCCCAUCCCUACCUUCCAUGCCCCAUCGUCCCUUCUAUGGCCCUCGUGUAUUUUUCUGCCACACCAUCGCAUUCUCUGGCCAUCCAUCCCAUUCCCCGCCCCAUCACCCAUUCUCUGCCCCCACACCAUGGUCUCUGCCCCGUCAUCACGUCUCUGCCCCAUCCCUACCUUCCAUGCCCCAUCGUCCCUGCUAUGGCCCUCGUGUAUUUUUCUGCCCCACCAUCGCAUUCUCUGGCCAUCCAUCCCAUUCCCCGCCCCAUCACCCAUUCUCUGCACCCACACCAUGGUCUCUGCCCCGUCAUCACGUCUCUGCCCCAUCCCUACCUUCCAUGCCCCAUCGUCCCUUCUCUGGCCCUCGUGAUGCUACAUGGCCUGCGCGAGGCGUUUGAUCAACCUUCAGAAUGGAACAUCAUAAAAAUGCACCUCAUCAGUCACUACAUGGACUGCAUUGAGCGCGCCGGUCUACCAGAGCACUACUGCGCGCAGCUGUACGAACACCUCCACAUAGAGUUCAUCAAGAACCCGUACCGUGCUUCGAACAAGCGGAAUGUGAAUGCCCAGGUCGUGCAGAGCGAGGAGAUGAGGCUGCGAAUCGCAUCCUUGGCCCCGUCGAUGGAGCGGAAAAGGAAGUACGACACGGCAAUGGCUUCAAGGGAUGUACCCCUACAGAAUGCCAUUGGGCCAGAUCUUGCACACUUAAGGGGCGCACUCAAUGCCGCCCCUGGGUGUGCAGGACGCGGCUGCGAGUUCAAACACAUCAAUGUGAGUAACGUUGCACCCCAAUAG